Trichoderma citrinoviride is the source of this 1535-nucleotide messenger RNA. RefSeq lists its product as hypothetical. Bases 279 to 1535 code for a protein of 418 amino acids. Lineage: Eukaryota; Fungi; Ascomycota; Sordariomycetes; Hypocreales; Hypocreaceae. The record is from RefSeq and is a predicted model, not a curated record. The transcript is spliced from 2 exons.
CUCGCCUUUGUCUCGACAAACUCCCCUCCCCCUCCCCCUCCACCCCCUGCCCGCAACCGCGCUGCUGCUGGUAUAUACAUGCCACUAUAUCCAUCCCACAGCUCGCAUCGCCUCGUCCGUCUGCAUUGCACUAGUCUCUUUUACCUUCUCCCGGCCUCGACUCUCUUCUGACCUGUUUACUUAUACUUAUAUAGGCGUGUGGUGACGUCCUAACCAAAAAGAAACUCGAUCCUCAUCGCAGAGGCUGUCGAGGCGCAACCUUCACCUGUAUCGACUGCAUGGUUUACUUUCCCGGCGUCGAAUAUCGCUCUCAUACCUCUUGCAUGACCGAAGAGCAGAAAUACCAAGGCGCAUUAUACAAACCCAAGCAAAACAAGAAGCAGCAGCCACAGCAGCAGCAACAACAACAGCAGCAGCAACCGCAACAACAUCAACAACAACAGCCCGCCAUGAACUCACAUCGCAUGGGCAUGGCCAACACGCUGGCCCUGCAGCCAUUCGUCGAAGACGUUGGCGAGGACAAAGAAUACGAAUCAUGGCACGAGUACGAAAUCACCAACAAGUCUCCCACGGGCCCUCCUCCAGAGGCGCCGACUCCUCCGUCUGCCGCCGACGAUGAGCACGUCAACGUCUUUGACUUCCUGGACAAUUCUCAGACCCCGACCGCCUCGAACGUGAGCCGCACAAGAGACCGAAAGCCCUCCAAUGCCGACGACACCACCUCUCUUGUGCGCUACGAGACCAAGACUGGCGAGCUCUUGGAACCGGCCUCAAUUAUGGACCAGGACGGAGAGCCGCUGGUACAAUAUGGAACCGGCCCUGUGCCCACUGCGGAUUUCGUCACCCCUAAGCCCAAGACGGAGCGACGAAGGUCAUCAAAGGAGCGCGGCACCCAGAAGGACAAGAAGCGGAAGCGCUUGCACAUCGACGUCACUGGCGACCAGAUCAUGGCCGACGCACCCCCCGUUCUUCACUCUGGCCUUACCGGCGGCCUGAAGAACAUGAUGCGACCUACCUUACCGCCCUCACCCGACUACUCUGGAGACAACAUUGCCGACCUUUCGCCCACAAGCCCCCUCAAGAAGUCGAAGCACUCUCGACACCACAAGAGCAGCCACCACCACCACCAGUCCACCACUAGCAUCUUUGGCAUGAUCGCCGGCGCCCCGCCCAAGACCAAGUCGAGCAAGCGCAAGUCUUCUUCUUCUUCUUCUUCCAAGAAGCACUCGCACAAGCACGAGAAGAAGUCGCCCAAGCUCAUCGAGUACCGACCCGGCUCCAAGGACGGCAAGGGGGACCAUGGCGGGCAGAUGGUCGUCUUCAAGCCUCGCGCCGAUGUCUUCCUAAGCUUCGUGAACAAGGGCCCAGAGAGCGAGCGCGGCUGCAGCAUGAACAAGGCCCUGAAGCGUUUCCAUCGGGAGCGCCAGGCUGCUGGCGAUAACGUUCCCAAGAUCAAGGAAGAGAAGGAGCUGUGGAGGUCACUGCGGCUUCGACGCAACGACCGAGGCGAGAUUGUUCUCUUCUGCGAAGAAUAA